Molecule: messenger RNA, 858 nt
Organism: Paracoccidioides brasiliensis Pb18
Product: diphthine synthase
Exons: 3
Coding region: 1-858 (285 amino acids)
Biological process (GO): protein histidyl modification to diphthamide
Molecular function (GO): diphthine synthase activity
Source: RefSeq, a predicted model, not a curated record
AUGCUGUAUCUUGUCGGAUUAGGUCUCGCAGAUGAGACUGACAUCACUGUUCGAGGGCUGGAAAUUGUCAAGAAGGCCGAAAGGGUAUACCUUGAAGCUUACACCAGCAUAUUGCUUGUGGACAAGGAAAAAAUAGAGGCCUUCUAUGGACGUCCCGUCAUUGUAGCAGAUCGCGAAUUGGUCGAGACUGGCAGCGAUGAUAUACUCCAAGGCGCUGAUCAGGUAGAUGUCGCGUUCCUGGUGGUUGGAGAUCCAUUUGGAGCUACAACUCACACAGACCUCGUCCUGCGCGCCCGCGAACUCGGGAUUGCAACAAGAUCAAUCCCAAAUGCGUCGAUAUUGUCAGCUAUAGGAUGCACCGGCCUCCAGCUCUAUAACUUCGGCCAGACUGUGAGUAUGGUAUUUUUCACAGAAACGUGGAAGCCGUCGUCGUUCUACGAUCGAGUGAAGGAAAACGUCCAGCUGGGAUUCCACACUUUGAUGCUCCUCGAUAUUAAAGUUAAAGAGCAAUCGAUAGAGAAUAUGGAGCGGGGAAGGAAGAUAUAUGAACCACCAAGAUACAUGACUGUUUCGCAGUGUGCCAGUCAGAUGUUAGAGAUAGAGGAAGAAAGGAAGGAAGGCGUUUACGGACCUGAUAGCCUUGCUGUGGGUGCUGCUCGUGUUGGUGCACCAAACCAACAACUUGUCGUUGGAACUUUGAAAGAGCUAUGUGACGUCGAUAUGGGGAAACCGUUACAUAGUUUGGUUCUCCUGGGCAAAAAGACCCAUGACCUGGAAAGAGAUUAUAUUCGAGACUUCGCUGUUGACAAAGCAACUUUUGAUGAGGCUUGGAAAAGCAAUUACGGAACGAAUUCGUGA